Molecule: messenger RNA, 1653 nt
Organism: Python bivittatus (Burmese python)
Lineage: Eukaryota; Metazoa; Chordata; Lepidosauria; Squamata; Pythonidae
Source: RefSeq, a predicted model, not a curated record
ACUUCCUUUUCCAGGUCAUCAGCAGGAGGGGAGAAAAAGAGUCCUUGGAAUUCAUUUUUGUGGCUGAAGAAAAAUCAUGUUGACUAAAAUGGCCCUGAUGCUCCUCAACCGACACAUAACAUGGUCACUGCAACAGAGUUCUAGGAUAUUUACAGGAGGGCACCGAGGAAUCAGCCAAGUGGCAGCUAAAAUUGACAUAGAAUUUGACUACGAUGGGCCACUGAUGAAGACCAAAGUCCCUGGACCGAAAUCCAGGGAGUUAAUGAAACAGUUGAAUGGAAUUCAGAACGCGGAAGCGGUCCACUUUUUCUGCAACUACGAAGAAAGCCGAGGAAACUAUCUUGUGGACGCCGAUGGGAACCGGAUGUUGGAUCUCUACUCUCAGAUUUCAUCCAUCCCCAUUGGCUACAACCACCCAUCUCUGAUCAAACUUUUGCAACAGCCCCAGAAUCUGAGUACUUUUGUCAACAGGCCUGCCCUAGGAAUUUUGCCCCCAGAAAAUUUUGCUGAAAAGCUAAAGGAAUCUUUGCUUUCGGUGGCUCCUAAAGGUCUCUCUCAAGUAAUAACCAUGUCCUGUGGAUCUUGCUCUAAUGAAAAUGCCUUUAAAACCAUAUUUAUGUGGUACAGGAACAAAGAAAGAGGACACAACAGUGUUACCAAAGAAGAGUUGGAGACCUGCAUGAUUAACCAGCCACCAGGUUGCCCGGAAUACAGCAUGCUUUCCUUUAUGGGCGCAUUUCACGGGAGAACCAUGGGCUGCUUAGCCACUACGCAUUCCAAAGCCAUUCACAAGCUGGACAUCCCUUCCUUUGACUGGCCCAUCGCUCCAUUCCCGAGGCUAAAGUACCCCUUGGAAGACUUUGUGAGAGAAAACGAGCAGGAGGAGGCGCGCUGCUUGGAGGAGGUGGAAGAUUUGAUUGUAAAAUACAGGAAAAAGAAUAAAGUUGUUGCAGGAAUCAUUGUGGAACCCAUUCAGUCCGAAGGGGGGGACAAUCACGCGUCAGACGACUUUUUCAGGAAGUUGAGAAACAUUGCUAAAAAGCACGGCUGCGGUUUCUUGAUAGACGAGGUACAAACGGGAGGUGGAUGUACCGGCAAAUUCUGGGCCCACGAACACUGGGGGCUCGAGGACCCAGCCGACAUCCUGACUUUCAGUAAGAAGAUGAUGACUGGAGGGUUUUUCCACAAGGAGGAAUUUCGGGCGAAUGCACCAUAUAGGAUUUUUAACACAUGGCUUGGGGACCCUUCCAAGAAUCUCCUGCUAGCAGAAGUCAUUAACGUUAUAAAAAGGGAGGAUCUUCUGAGCAACGUCAUCCAUGCAGGGAAGGCCCUGUUGACAGGGCUGCUGGAAUUGCAGAGUCGCUACCCCCAUCUGAUCAGCCGAGCCCGGGGGCGAGGGACGUUCUGCUCCUUCGACACUCCAAAUGACACUAUUCGGAAUAAGCUGAUCGAAAUAGCAAGAAACAAAGGUGUGGUAUUAGGCGGCAGCGGGGACAGAUCGAUCCGUUUCCGACCCACCCUGGUCUUCCGAGACCACCACGCGCAUCUUUUCCUGAACAUCUUCAGUGAUAUUCUAGCAGACUUCAAGUAGUCGAGUCAUACCUUGCACUGAGAGAGGCCAAAUGUCUUAUAAGAAUCAGAGAAUAGUUUAUU